GCCAGCUGUAAUGUAAUUUCUGGUGUGUGCUGUUCGGUUGUGGUCAUUGCAACUGGGUCGCUAUGUUCGCCUCUCUGUAAAACUGAUCUUGGUGUUAUUUGUGAGUUCUCUCUCCCCCCCAUCCCGGAAAUACACCGUUUUCAUUGGAGACAUUUCUUCUUCAAAAAGUAAGAUGCGGUGUAAUUCUCCAUAUCAAGCUGCAGAAAUGGGAGACCCACGCAAUGUUGAAAUCAUGGGAAUUUAUGAGUCAAUAUUAGAAAGGAAACGUCAUGACAGCGAAAGGUCCUCUGGCAGUACGUUGGAACAGAAUGAUAUCGAAGCUGUAGAGGCUCUUGUUUGCAUGAGUUCCUGGGGUCAAAGGACACAAAAAGGGGAUCCCUUAAAAAUUCGCCCCUUGACACCUGCUUCAGACACAGAUUCUGUGCACUGUGAAGCUGUACCUCCUAUGUUGCAGAAGGACUACCACUCAUUGUCUUUACUUUGUAUGACCCCACCGCACAGUCCUGGUGUCGUUGAAUCAGGUAAUGCUGCCUCGGUGACGCAACUUACUUACACGAAGCCAACCACAGUCACUGCAAACACCGGAGUAUAUUCAGUCAACACCAUGAUUGGAAAGCCUGCCUUAGUGAACAUUCAGGAGUUUUCAUCUAAGAAACCUCCAUCAGCUGAGCCAACUGUUCCAAAUCAUUGCAGGUCAGUAGCCACCAGUGUCAUCCGUCACACUGCUGACAAUUCUCCCUGCAACCACAUUCCUUCAUCACCUCUGACUGAAAGACUAGACUCAAACAGCCAAAAUGUUAGGACAGAAGUGAAAGGAAAAUUAUCAAGCCGCUGUAAGCACACGAAGGACACAUGCACUUCGACAGAGUUUACAAGUAAAUGCUGUUUGCAGCAGAAUUUCAAUGGCCCAGUUAUCAAGGACCAACAACAAAUAGUGCCAUCCUUAAUUCUGCCUUGUGCACCAAACAAAGUUGAUACUGAACAUCAGAAAUUAGCCAAGUCAUUGCCAACACACUUACCAUCUAUACCUGUGACAAACUCUCCAGUUAUUUGUCAAAUGUUUCCAGUGAAUGGAGGAGGACAAGGAAGAGGGGGAGGGCAUGUUAUUUCAACAUUCAUCCAAACGCAGGCCAAAGCCUGUGUAAAGCCUGCAGUUACCCAGAUGGCUCCAGCUUCUCAACCUGUUUUAGUGGGAACAACCAUGCAACCAGGGGCUGUGAUGUUUGUGCUACCCCAACCCUCUGUCACUCAACCAUCUUCAGGUCAACAGACAGUAAUGACAGUCGGCAACACAAAGUUACUGCCACUUGCACCCGCUCCAGUCUUUGUCUCGUCAGGCCAAAACUGUGUACCUCAGAUGGAUUUCUCGCGAAGACGCAAUUACAUUUGCAGCUUUACUGGAUGCAGGAAGACCUACUUCAAAAGUUCGCACUUAAAAGCACAUCUCCGAACUCACACAGGGGAGAAGCCAUUUAACUGUAACUGGGAAGGUUGUGACAAGAAGUUUGCACGCUCAGACGAGCUUUCACGACACCGCAGAACUCACACCGGAGAAAAGAAGUUCAUAUGUCCUGUUUGCGAUCGACGUUUCAUGCGUAGCGACCACCUCACCAAACAUGCUCGACGUCACAUGACAACAAAGAAAGUGCCCAACUGGCAGGCUGAGGUUAACAAACUGAAUAAAAUUGCUUCCUCAGGACCAUCUGUCAGGAAUCCUGUCACCCCCAUGGCCAGUUCAAUGAUCCCUCCACCGACCUCUGCCCAAAUGAGAGAACCUACAGAGAAAGUUUGCACUAUGUUGUCAGAAAUUUAAAAAUUGACUAAAUUGCCAGCAGGAACUGAAAAAGCAGCUGUUGUCUGAUGGACUUUUAAAGCAAUUCUAAAUGCUGCAUGUUUACUGGGUUCGCAAGUAAGAAUUUAUUUCUCUUUCCUGUGUAUGUGAGUAGUAACAAGAUACAUUUGCAAGCCGGUUGGACAUGAAAAUCUGACAAGCCUCUAAGGGUUGAAUUUUCCUUUCAUUCGUACCAGUGAGAUUCAACCACUGUUCAGCAUGGAAAGUUAUCAUCAUAUUGUAAACCUUUAGGUGUGUUGUAAAUAGUAUUUGCUAUGCAUAUUGUAUACUUCCUCUAUUUAAUAAACCAAUUUUCACAUAUGACAGAUAAAAA
Molecule: messenger RNA, 2165 nt
Organism: Rhincodon typus (whale shark)
Lineage: Eukaryota; Metazoa; Chordata; Chondrichthyes; Orectolobiformes; Rhincodontidae
Product: Krueppel-like factor 11
Exons: 4
Coding region: 173-1813 (546 amino acids)
Biological process (GO): regulation of transcription by RNA polymerase II
Molecular function (GO): RNA polymerase II cis-regulatory region sequence-specific DNA binding; DNA-binding transcription factor activity, RNA polymerase II-specific
Source: RefSeq, a predicted model, not a curated record